GGUCGCUCGACUCUUCUGUGCAGCAGAUCCUGCUCCUCGGUCCAGCUGUGUCUGCAGUCUCUGGUCAUCUCCUGUCUCCUGUGCUGUGUCCGCAGUCUCUGGGUCAUCUCCUGUACUGUGUCCGCAGUCUCUGGUCAUCUCCUGUACUAUGUCCGCAGUCUCUGGUCAUCUCCUGUACCGUGUCCGCAGUCUCUGGUCAUCUCCUGUACUAUGUCCGCAGUCUCUGGUCAUCUCCUGUACUGUGUCCGCAGUCUCUGGUCAUCUCUUGUACCGUGUCCGCAGUCUCUGGUCAUCCCCUGUACCGUGUUCGCAGUCUCUGGUCAUCUCCUGUACCGUGUCCACAGUCUCUGGUCAUCUCCUGUACCGUGUUCGCAGUCUCUGGUCAUCUCCUGUACCGUGUCCGCAGUCUUCGGUCAUCUCCUGUACUAUGUCCGCAGUCUCUGGUCAUCUCCUGUACUGUGUCUGCAGUCUCUGGUCAUCCCCUGUACUGUGUCCGCAGUC
This is a messenger RNA of Staurois parvus, 501 nucleotides long. The record is from the annotation of a GenBank genome assembly. Lineage: Eukaryota; Metazoa; Chordata; Amphibia; Anura; Ranidae.